Molecule: messenger RNA, 8691 nt
Organism: Plasmodium gallinaceum
Lineage: Eukaryota; Apicomplexa; Aconoidasida; Haemosporida; Plasmodiidae
Gene: ACC1
Product: biotin carboxylase subunit of acetyl CoA carboxylase, putative
Exons: 3
Coding region: 1-8691 (2896 amino acids)
Molecular function (GO): metal ion binding; ATP binding; acetyl-CoA carboxylase activity
Source: RefSeq, a predicted model, not a curated record
AUGAUUAAAAACUUUUUAUCAUUAUUUUUGUUUGUUCUAAUAUUUGAAAAACUUGUAGAGUGCAUAAAAAAUAGAAACAUACAUUAUUUACACAUGCAUAAUAAUGUUAAUAAAAAUAACUUUAAUGAAAAAGAUACUAGAGAAAUAUGCUAUAGUAUAAAGGGAAACCAUAAUAUUCUCCAUGUAAACAAUAGAAAUAGACAAAUUCCAUUAUUUGUAUCAAAAGGAACUAAAAUAUUUCAUUCUUUUUUUAAAAACAAUAGAUCUAAAUAUUUAGAUACUCCAAAGAAUGAUUCUAAAAAUACAUCAUUUUCCUUAAAUUUUCAUAAUUUUUCUGAAAAUUUUGAUAAAACAUCAAACAAUAAAAAAGGAAAUACUCAAAACAUUUUUAGUGAACAUUAUUUAUCUAAAAGUGGAAAUAAUACAUAUACCAAGAAAAAUGAACUUAAUAAGGUUUUUUUAAAUAUAACAUCUAAUGAUAAUGAAGUUCAAAAUAGUGUUAAUGAAAAUUAUUCUGUUGAUGCAAAUGAUUACAAUUAUGAAUAUUUGAGUGAAAAUAACAAAAGUAAAUAUUACUUAGAACAUUCGUCAGAUAAUAAUUUAAGUUAUAAUAAUAAGGAAAAAAAUAAUGUUUUACAGAAUUUAAAUAAAGAUAAUUUAAUGGAUUCUUAUUUUAGUAAGUCAAAAAGUGAUAUAUUAUUUGAUAAUUCAGAUAACAUUUUAUUAAAUAAAGGAUUAAUAAACAAAAUGAAUUUAAAGAAAAAGAAGAAAAAUUUAAAUAAAUUAUUUUAUAGUUUUAAAAUUUCUAAUAAUUUUUUACUAUUAAAAAAGAAAAAUAAAAUUAAUAGUGACAAUAUUCAUUAUAACAAUAAUAGUGAAUAUAGAACUUAUUCAAAAGGCGUAAAUAGAGACGAUUUAACUAAUGAAUAUAUAUUAGAAGAAAACAUAUGUAAUAAAGAAAAUAAAAUAUUAGAUAAAUCUACAAAUAAUAAUGAUAAUAUCGGUGUGUUAGAAAAUAAUUCCGAUUUUUUAACUUACGAAGAAAAAAACAGAAUAAAAAAAAAGGCGUAUGAAGAAUAUAUAAAUUAUGUAAAUGAAAGAAGAUAUCCGUAUUUUAAUUUUUUAAAAAAUAAGAAUGAUAAAAUUAUAAAAAAAUUACUAAUUGCAAACAAUGGAAUGGCAGCAUUAAAAUGUAUUUUAUCUUUGAAAGAAUGGUUAUUUAAAAACUUUUAUGAUGAAAAUUUAAUCAAAAUUAUAGUAUUAGCUACAGAAGAUGAUAUUAAAAGUAAUACAAAAUAUAUAUCUUUAUCUGAUAAAGUAAUAAAAGUUCCUCCAGGAAAAAAUAUUAAUAAUUAUGCUAAUGUUCCUCUAAUAGUAGAUAUUGCAAAAAAAGAAAAUGUAGAUGCUGUUUGGCCAGGAUGGGGUCACUGUUCAGAAAAUCCUUUACUUUCCACUUUAUUAGAAAAAGAAAAUAUAAUAUUUAUUGGUCCUACUGGAAGAGUUAUGGAAGCAUUAGGAGAUAAAAUAUCUGCAAAUAUUUUAGCUCAAAGUGUGAAUGUGCCUGUUGUAAAAUGGAGUGGUGAUGAUAUUAAAAUAAAAGAUUUUGAGAAUAACAUUAGUGAAGAUAUAUAUAAUGAAGCUACAAUUCAUUCUUUAGAAGAAUGUAUAAAUGAAUGUAAAAGAAUUGGGUUUCCAGUUAUGAUAAAAGCAUCACAAGGAGGUGGAGGUAAAGGUAUUAGAAAGGUAGAAAAUGAAAAUGAAGUUAAAAAGGCAUAUGAACAAGUGCAAAAUGAAUUGCCAAACUCUCCAAUAUUUUUAAUGAAAGUAUGCAAUAAUGUUAGGCAUAUAGAAAUACAAGUAGUAGGGGAUAUGUAUGGUAAUGUUUGCUCAUUAAGUGGUAGAGAUUGUACUACUCAAAGAAGAUUUCAGAAAAUUUUUGAAGAGGGACCCCCUUUAAUUGUUCCACCUGAUAUUUUUAGAGAAAUGGAAAAAUCUUCAAUACGAUUAACAAAAAUGAUUAAGUAUAGAGGUGCAGGAACAGUGGAAUAUUUGUAUGAUCAAAUAAAACAGAAAUACUAUUUUUUGGAAUUAAAUCCACGUUUACAAGUAGAACAUCCAGUAUCAGAAGGAAUAACAAACAGCAAUCUCAUUGCUAUUCAACUUCAAGUAGCUAUGGGAAUUCCUCUUCAAAAUAUAGAUGAUAUUAAAAAAUUAUACAGAAUUGAAGAAAUAACCAACAAAAAUUUAUCUCACAUAAAAAAGGAAGGAAAAAAUGGAUUUAAGGAAACUCAUGAAAAAUAUAUGUUAAAUAAUAAUUCUAAUGUUUCUAAUAUAUCUAAUUUUUCUAAUAUUUCUAACAUAUCUACUAAUAUGCAUACAUUAAAAACAAAGAAUUUAAAGGAUAUUGAAAUUUUUGAUUUUUAUAAUAAUAGACCUUAUGUAAAUAAUUAUGUGAUAUCAGCAAGAAUUACGGCUGAAAAUAGUAAUGAUAGUUUCAAACCAACUUCAGGAAAGGUAAAAAGAAUAAAUUUUCAGAAUUCAAAUGAUGUAUGGGGUUACUUUUCUAUAAAUGAUGGGUUCGUUCACGAGUUUUCAGAUUCUCAAAUUGGACAUAUUUUUGCAAAAGGAGAGACUAGAGAAAUUGCUAGAAGAAAUUUGAUUUUAUCAUUAAGAAAAUUAAAUAUAGAUGGAGAAAUUAAAACAGUUACAAAAUAUUUAGCGAAAAUUUUAGAAUCGAAAGCUUUUAUCGAUAAUAAUAUAACAACGAAUUGGCUGGACACUAUUAUAAAAGAAAAAAAAAAUAUUUAUUACAAUACUUAUCAUAUAAUAAUAUUAUGUGCUACAAUUUUUAAGUUGAUUUGUUAUUUCAUGAGUGAAAAAGAAAAGGUUGAAGAUAAUUUAAAUAGAGAUGAUAUAGGUAUAAAAUCAGAAAAUGAUAAUGCAUCUGAUUUAAAAAAAAAAGUGAAAAAUGCAUAUAUUUUUGAUAUGGUAUUUGAAAAUAUGAAAUACUGUUUUAAGGGAUUUAACAUUGGUGAAAAUUUAUAUAAACUUGAAAUUAAUGGUCAACAAAUAGAAGUAAUGGCAGAAUAUGAUAAAGAAAAUAAUAAAAUAUUUGCAAGUUUUCAUAAUCAAACAUAUAUAUACACUUGUUCAGAAGAUAGUUUAGGUAUACAUAUGAAUUUAGAAAAAGAUAAUAUAUUUAUUCCGAAAAUUAGUAAUCCAUUUCAUUUAAUAUCCAAUACUAAUGGAAAGAUAGUGAAAUAUUUAAUAAAUGAUGGAGAUGAAGUAAAAAAGAAUGAAGACUAUAUUGAAGUUGAAGCAAUGAAAAUGAUUAUGACUUUUAAAUCAACAGAAACUGGAAUUUUAAAACAUAAAAAAUCUGAAGGAAGUAUAAUUAAAAUAGGUGAUUUAUUGGGAGUAAUAGAAAAAGGAGAAAAUUCUAAAUUAGAAGAGGAGAAUAAAAUUGAACUUUUCAAUGGCCAAUUAGAUUUAUCAAAUAAAUAUGCAUAUGAAUUAAAAGACCCAGUAUUUUCCUCAAGUAUAGAAUUUAAUGAUGAAAAUAAUAAUGAAAAUAAUAAUGAUAAUAUUAAUAGGGAUACUUCCUUUAGACAGAUGGAAACUUUAAAAUUAAACGAAGAAGAAAAUAAUACAUCUUUAAAUGAAGAAAGAAAUAUAGGAGGAAAUAUAUCAAAUAAUGUUGGAAACUUAUAUAAAACAUUAACAAAAGAAGAUACAAUAUAUGUAGAAGGAAAAAAAAAUUCUUAUGAUGUAAUUUAUGAAGAAGAAGAGAUGUCACCUGGAGAAAAUAAAAAGAAAAGAUUAUUUUUAAAGCAUAAAAAGAAAAUAUUUCGUUUAUUUUCUCAUAAAAAUCAUAAUGAAAAAAAAAUAAUGCCAAUAAACUAUUUAAAUAAUAAAUUGAAUUGUAUGAAAACAUACUUAACCAAUUUUAAUGCACCUAAUACUAAUUCAUUACCUAAUAAUAAUACACUUAAUGAUAACUCUACUAUUAGUGACUUAAUAAAUAUUUCUACAAAUUAUAAUUCUAUUAAUAGUGAUUCCUUGAAUAAUUGGGUUAGCAAUAAUUCAAUAGAAAGUGACUUGACGAAUAACUUAACUAAUUUAAACUUAACUAAUGAUAAUUUAUCAAAUAACAAUGUAACAAAUGAUAAUUUAUCAUUUGAUAAUACAACUAGUAAUAACAUAACUAAUAAUAACACGUCAUAUGAAAUUGUUUCUACUAGGAAUACAUCAAAUGAAAAAUUAUCAAAUAAUGAAAUAUCAAAUAAUGAAACAUCAAACAACACAACAAAUAAUAAUUCAUCAAAUGAAAAUAUAACAAACAAUAAUACAACAAAUAAUGAAACAUCAAACAAUACAACAAAUAAUAAUUCAUCAAACAAUACAACAAAUAAUAAUUCAUCAAACAAUACAACAAAUAAUAAUUCAUCAAAUGAUAACUCAUCAAAUGGUUGCAAAAUGAAUAAUAAUGAAACACCUGAUAAUAUACCAAAAAAUAACAAUUUUUUAUUAGAUAUACCUAAUAUGAAAAGAAUAGAAUAUUUGUUAAAAGGUUAUGAACAAAAUUACGAAGAAUGUUUUAAAAAAUUACUAGAGGAGGAUGGUUUUUUUAAUAACGUUAAUUACAUAUUAGAUAAAUUUAUAGAAUAUAAUAAUUUAUUCUCUAAAAAAGAAAGUAUAACAGAAGUAGAAAUAUAUGAUAUUUUAUAUAAUAGCAUAAGUGAUAAAAAAAAACAGUAUGAAAUUAUUCAUGCAUAUACAUACAAUUAUUUAAGUAUACAAUUUGUAGAAAAAAUAUUAUCAUAUUUAAUAAAAAAUAGAGAAACUGUAUUACCAUCAUAUAUUUUAGAUAAAAUUAAAGUAUUAGAAACAUUCAAAGGAAAGAUAUUUGGAAAUAUAGUUUUAUUAUCAAGAUUAAUAAUAUAUUUAUAUAAGCACUAUGAACUUAAUGAAUACUUUAAAAGCAUAUUAAAUUAUAAUACAAUUGAGGAGAACAAAAAAAAUGAGUUGAAUAUUUAUAUGAAGAAUAAUAAUAUAAAUUAUUCUAAAAUUGAAGAGUUAAUUAAUAGUAACAAUUAUGAAAAAAUAAUAGAAAUAUUUUUAAAAGAUUCUAGCAAUAUUCACAUGUUUGUUCCUUCGUUAUUCAACUCUCAAAAUAAUUACAUAUUUUUAGAGAUUUAUUUAAAAAAUUUAUAUAAAUAUUUUGAUAUUAAAACUGUUUGGGUUUCUAACAAUCUCUUGAAAUUUUCAAUAAAUAAUUCAGAAUUUGAUAAUAUUUUGAUUUUAAAUGAAAAAGACACAAUAGAUAUAAAUAAUAUAUUAAAGGAAGAAUUAAAAACAGAUACACAUUUAAAUAAUAUACACAUUAUAAAUAAAAAUGAUAAUUUUUUUAGUUCUAUUGAAAAUAAUUUGGAUGCUCUUUUGAAAGAAUGUAAUAAUUUAUACGUAUAUAAUUAUUCCAUGAAUAAUUACGGCGAUAUAUAUGAAUGGAAAGGAAAAGAAUCAGAGAAUUUAACAAAUACUGAAAAUGAAGAGAAUUUGAAUUUAUUACCUUUUGAAAAAUAUAUAUUUUCUUUCAAAGAAAUUUUAAAAAAUUAUAAAAUAAAAAAUGUAGGAGAAAAAAAGUUUACUAAAACCAAACUCUUCUUAGGAUCAUAUAAGAAUGACAAUAAAAACACAUCUUUAUUUGCUCACAAGCUCAUUGAUUUGAAUAAUUUGAAGGAACUAAAUAAAUACAAAAUUCAGAAAUUAGAAAGUAAUGAUAUAAAGGAAACAGAAAACUCAUUUAUAGAAGAAAAAAAAUUGAUUUAUAAUGAUUUUAUGCAAGAAUUAAAAGAAUCAUUAAAUGAUAUAGAAAUUGGUAGAAUGAAUCCAUUAGUUACAUAUAAUAAAAUAAGUAGUUAUGUUAUAUAUAGCGUAAUAAUUGAUAAUGUUGAAGAAAUCAAUAAUAUUGAAGAGGUAUAUAAAAAUUUUCUUAAUUCAUACAAUGAACUAUUAAUACAAAAUUAUGUUAAUGAUGUUUACAUUAACAUAUAUACCAAAACAAAUGAAGAUAUAAAAACAGGACCAAAAUUAAAAUUAGAAAAAUUAUUGAAAUUACACGUUUUGUUUGAUAAUGAAAAAAACGUUAUUGAAGAAGUAGAUAAUUAUGAUUUCAAAAUUGAUUCUGUAUAUUUAAAAAGAAAAAGAGCAAGAGAUACUGACACAAUAUAUGCUUACGAUUUUAUUAAAUUAAUUAAUAUAUCCUUAAAUAGAAUGAAUAAAACUUUAAAUAGCAAUUUCAAUUAUAUUAAUAGCAUAAAAGAAUUUAAAUUAGAUUAUAUUUCGGAAAAAAAUCCAAAUGAAAUUUUUGAUGAAAAAAAGGAAAGUACAAAUGAUAAUUCAUUAUUUGAAAAUUACGAUAAUUUAAGUGAUUACGAAAUUAAAAUAAAAAAAUCAUUAUAUUUAUCGAACAAAUUAGAUUUAGGACAAAAUAAAAUGAGUGUAAUUGGUUUAUUAAUGAACAUAAAAACGGAUGAAUAUAGCAAAGGAAGAGAUGUAGUUUUUAUAAUAAAUGAUAUUACCACUUUUGGUGGAUCGUUUAGUAUUUUAGAAGAUGAGUUGUUCUAUGGAAUAUCCAGUUAUGCAAGGGAAAAAAAAAUUCCUCGUAUUUAUAUUUCAUGUAAUUCUGGUGCAAGAAUUGGUUUGUAUAAUUUUCUUAUGGAUAAAAUAAAAAUAAGCUGGAAAGAUGAAAAAAAGAAGGAAUUAGGUUAUAAUUAUAUAUAUAUAACUGAAGAUGUGAAAAAUAAAAUAGACAAAGAAGAUAUUGUAUUUUUAAGAGAAGUUAUAGAAAAUAAUGAAAAAAGGUAUAUUAUUGAUGGUAUUGUAGGAAAUUUGAAAAAUCCUGUUGGUGUAGAAAAUUUAAGGGGAAGCGGAUUAAUAGCAGGAGAAACUUCAAAAGCUUAUGAACAAAUUUUUACCUUAUCAUAUGUUACAGGUAGAAGUGUUGGUAUUGGUGCAUAUUUAGUAAGACUUGGUAAAAGGACUAUUCAGAAAAAAGGAUCUUCUCUUUUAUUAACAGGAUUUAAUGCAUUAAAUAAACUAUUAGGUGAAAAAGUUUAUGUUAGUAAUGAGCAAUUAGGAGGUGUAAACAUUAUGAUGAGAAAUGGAAUUUCACAAUUGGAAGCACAAAAUGAUCAAGAUGGAGUAGAUAAAAUUAUUAAAUGGUUAUCUUAUGUACCUAAAACAAGUAAUGAUUAUUAUGAUAUUAUUGAAAAAGAACAAGAAGAGCAUGAAAAGGAAAAAUAUGAAAACAAUCCAGAAUUUACAAAAACAUGUGACAGUUGUGUAAUUAAUGAGAACGUAGAAAGACAUAUAGAAAAAAAAGAUGUUAACAAUUUAGAUAAUAACUUAUCAAAUAACGUAGAAGAAAAUUCGGAAAAAAAUAAUAAAGGAAAUACUGAAUAUUUGAGACGUGAAAAUAAAAUAAAUAAUAAGUAUGUAGAGACAAUAGAUCAAGAGAAAAAUAUGAAAUUUUUUAUUAAGAAAAUAAAUGAUAUUGAUGCAGAUGAUAUAGAUAAUUUAAAUGUUAUUGAUUUAAUUAAAGGAACAGAUACAAAACAAGGAUUUUUAGAUAAAAAUAGCUAUUUUGAAUAUAUGAAUGAAUGGGGAAAAGGUAUCAUAACAGGACGAGGAAAAUUAGGUUCUAUACCUGUUGGUUUUAUUGCUGUUAAUAAAAAUUUAGUGACGAAAACUAUUCCAUGUGAUCCAGUUUUAAAAACAAAAUCAGUAAAAUCCCCUCAGGCACCAUGUGUUUUUUUUCCAGAUAAUUCAUAUAAAACUGCUCAAGCUAUUGAGGAUUUUAAUAAGGAAAAUUUGCCUUUAUUCGUUUUUGCCAAUUGGAGAGGUUUUUCUGGUGGCUCGAUGGAUAUGUUUAAUAGUAUUUUGAAGUUUGGGUCUAUGAUAGUUAAUCAACUAGUUAAUUACAAGCAUCCUGUUUUUGUUUAUAUACCAAUUUUUGGUGAAUUAAGGGGAGGUUCUUGGGUAGUUGUAGAUGAAACGUUGAAUAGUCAAAUUAUUGAAAUGUAUGCUGACACCACUAGCAAAGGUGGUAUAUUGGAACCACCUGGAAUUGUUGAAAUUAAAUUUAGAUUCCCAGAAAUUAGAAAAUUAAUGCAUAAUACCGAUUCUUCAAUAAUAGAAUUAAAUAAAAAAUUAUCAACUGCACAGGAUGAAGAAAUAUCUAAAAUAAAAAAGGAAAUAGAAGAAAAAGAAAAAGAACUUUUACCAUUUUAUUUGCAAGUAUGUCAUAGAUAUGCCGAUUUACACGAUGUAUCAACUUGCAUGAAAUCAAAAGGAGUAAUAAAAAAAAUCGUUCCAUGGAAAAAUGCUCGUUCCUUUUUUUAUUAUCGCUUAUUAAGAAGAUUACUAAUAAAAAUCUUAAAUAAAAAAUACAGUAACUCAUUAAUUAAAUCUGAUGAAAUAAAAAAGAUCAUAGAUGAUAUUAGUGGAUCUGAGGAAGAUGAUUAUGAAGCAUGUAAAAAAAUUUUAAACGAAAAAACUUUGAAAACAAUAAAGGAGUUAUCUAAUGAUAUAUUAUACAAAAAAACCUUAAAUGAUUUUUACAACACUUUUAAAAUUUUAUCUGAAGAACAAAAAAUACAACUUAUUAAUCAAAUUAGUUCAUAUAAGUAA